Coccomyxa subellipsoidea C-169 is the source of this 1248-nucleotide messenger RNA. RefSeq lists its product as hypothetical. The record is from RefSeq and is a predicted model, not a curated record. The coding region runs from base 1 to 1248 and encodes 415 amino acids. NCBI's taxonomy places the organism in Eukaryota, Viridiplantae, Chlorophyta, Trebouxiophyceae, Coccomyxaceae. The transcript is spliced from 7 exons.
AUGACAUGCGCCCGGUCCAGGACGCAGGAGAAUUGGCCGUCACGCAGCACACAGAGGUCAGCAGCCUUGCUCCAGUCAGCUCAGCCUUCUAGCCAUGGAAUACAACAUGCGCAGCCCCUCUCUUCUACAGAGCCAGCAGCAUUUUCGGUCAGGACCACACGACUCGCAGCAGCCCCUUCAAGGGAGAGCCAGGCUGCACCUGAAAGGCAGUCGGGGCAAGCAAGCACUAGCGGCAGGGAGUUUAACAGCAUGGUGAGCAGACGCAGCCAGGAGAAGCAGGCAGAGCAGUCUGUCGCAGACAAGCUCAUUGAUGUCUUUGCCAGCAAGACCCCUGCGGAGUGGCGGAAGCUGAUCGCCUUCAGCAGGCAGUGGCCCACCCUUGCUGACAGUGUGUUUGAUCGCCUGGAGGAGCGGAUGGCCAGAGAGGCCGAUCUUAGCGAGAAGUCAAAGCUCAAGAAACUUCUGCGCCGGCUGCGCAGUGUGCACGACGAGUUGACAGAAUACAAUGAGCUUCUACAGAGUUUCAAGGGAAGGGGGGUCCAUGAAUGGGAGAGCAUCGUGGCAGCCAACCGGCCAUCGUUCACCACAGAGUUCUUCGAGCAUGCGGAGAAUCUGGUCAAGGCUGUGCACGAUAAGGAACAAGAACAGGAAGGUGCGUCGUCAAAAUCUGCCACUAUUCUGGCAUUGGUUACUGCUUAUGAUGAGGUUAGUGCCAAUAAAGCAGCCAUGGAGGACGCUGCGCUGCAAUUUGAUGGUCUCCUGCAGGUGGGCAGUCUCGAGGAGGCAGACACCAAAAUUGAUGAUCUGGCAGCCACCGGGAAGCUGGACCCGGCCCUACUUCUCACAAUGGCGAAGGCAUAUGCAGCGGCGAAGGAGACCGAUAAAACCCAGGAAGAAGUCAAGGAUAUCAUGGCCCACCUGUACUUCAAGGCGAAGGAAUCCUUCGCAAAAAUGCAGCCCCCGGAGGUCCGCAUCCUCAAACACCUCCUGUCGGUGGAGGACCCGCGCCAACGAGUUGAGGAGCUGCGCGCAGCAUUUGAGCCGGGACCAGAGCUGGAGACCGCAACGCAAGACUUCCUGUCGACCACGCCGGAGAAGCUCUUGGGGACGAUAGAGGUCAUUGUGGCUACGUAUGAAAGGAGCGCUGGUAGCACCAGCAUGGUGGGGCAGGCGGGGGCGCUGAUGAACCCCGAAGUCAUCACACGUCUCAAAGACAUCCAGGCAGUCGUGCGGAAACAAUUCACCUGA